Messenger RNA from Sesamum indicum (sesame), 1578 nucleotides. RefSeq lists its product as uncharacterized. Gene Ontology annotation, cellular component: mitochondrial outer membrane. NCBI's taxonomy places the organism in Eukaryota, Viridiplantae, Streptophyta, Magnoliopsida, Lamiales, Pedaliaceae. The record is from RefSeq and is a predicted model, not a curated record.
CAAAUGGAUUUUUGUUUACUUGCUCAUCCUAAAAUCCAAAACCACCACACAUGCACCGACUGAGCCGUCUCAACUCGGCACAGCACUGCCUGGUUCUCUUAACCGCUAGCCCCAAAAUCACCAACCCGAAACGCUUCCUCCGCCUCAGUCCGCCGUUCGGAUCUCCUGCUUCUGUACACUCUCGUCGCCGCCGCGUGAUGGACCCCUCGUCUCCCGCGGCGACCACCGGAAUCGAUGAUUUUGUGCACGUACCGGAAGGAGAUCAGAUCUCCGGCGAAAAUUCUGAGAAUUUUUCUGAAAAUGAGGGUGGAAAUGAAGGAAAUGAUGGUAACAGUUUUCAUGAGAGGAAAGUUUUGCCUCCGGAGUUUUCAAGAAGUACGGUGAAGCUCACCUGCGACUCGGCUGCCGAGGGGGGCGAGUGUGAUGUCUACUUGGUCGGGACCGCUCACGUUUCUACGGAGUCUUGCAGAGAAGUACAAGCAGUUAUUGAUUUCUUGAAACCGCAGGUUGUUUUCUUGGAAUUAUGCUCCGGUCGUAUUGCUGUUCUUACGCCCCAAAAUUUGAAGGUGCCAACCAUUGGAGAAAUGGUGGAGAUGUGGAAGAAAAAUCACAAUCCUUUUGGGAUACUUUACAGCUGGUUUCUUGCGAAGGUUGCUAGUAAGCUUGAAGUUCUGCCUGGGGCAGAGUUUCGUGUGGCAUAUGAAGAAGCAACGAAAUAUGGGGCUAAAGUUAUACUUGGUGAUCGACCUGUCCAAAUUACAUUGCGUAGAACAUGGGCUAAAAUGCCUCUUUGGCACAAAACAAAAUUAUUGUAUUCCUUAAUGUUUCAAGCAGUUUUCUUGCCAAGUCCUGAAGCCCUCACUAAAACGCUGAAGGAAAUGGAUGACAUUGACAUGUUGACUCUUGUAAUUCAGGAGAUGAGCAAGCAGUUUCCGACUCUUAUGGAAACCCUUGUGCAUGAGCGUGAUCAAUAUAUGUCGGCCACAUUGUUAAGGACUGCCAGAGAGUAUAAUUCAGUGGUAGCUGUUGUGGGGAAGGGGCACCUACCAGGAAUCCAAAAGUACUGGAAACAGCCUGUUGAGGUGAAGCAACUUCUUACCAUACCAUCCCAAAAGGAUACUGUUCCAGUGCGCAAGAUUCUUGCUACUAUUGGAGUUACAGUUGCAGGGGUUGCCAUCAUAUCUGGUCUUUAUCUCUCCAGCAGGAAAUAAUGUCUUGUGCCUUUCAAAAACAAAAUCUUAUCGAUUGAUCAUUGAAUUCCCAAGUCUAUCAUAGAAAAGCCUGGUUAUCCACAAUCGAAGAAUAUCAGAGAACUGAAGAGAUGAUUUCUUUUAGCAAUGCAGGAUAAUGUCCUCCUGUCAAUGUUGGCUUCUCUUCUUUUUUCCCAAACAACUUUUUUUACAAGGUAAUGACAAGGUGAGGCAAAAUAACGGUACAUAAAGCUACUUAGCUGGAAAUGUUAGUAAGGAAUUCAUAGGACUGGUGGAUACGAUGGUUUGGAAGUGAACCUAUGAAUCUCUGUUCUUUAGCUGCACAGAGAUAUUUUGAGGUGCAUAUAUUGGUCGUUUUUAUUUUUUU